Messenger RNA from Podarcis muralis (Common wall lizard), 4803 nucleotides. RefSeq lists its product as uncharacterized. The record is from RefSeq and is a predicted model, not a curated record. Gene Ontology annotation, biological process: regulation of DNA-templated transcription. Lineage: Eukaryota; Metazoa; Chordata; Lepidosauria; Squamata; Lacertidae.
UUUCAUUCAAGUUGAAAUCCCUGGACCAACAGCAAGGGUUAAAUGGCAGAGAUGGAUUCCUAGACAGGAAGGUAAUUUUUUUGGGGGGGGGUCUCCUCUAGAGCAACAAGGCUCCUCCCUAUCCUUCUUUGGAGAGGUGCUGGAGGUUGCAGAGAGCGGGGGCAAAGGAGGUUUGCAAGGCUUUGCAGGAUUUUGCAGCAGCGGGAGGAAAAUUGCUCUCUUUCUGGCCAUGUCGGGGGGUGUCUUGAAGGAUGAUGUCAAACUGCAAGAUCGACCCCAGCCAGUGCAGGCUGGGGGCGGCGAGGGAUCCUGGGGAGGGAUCCUGCAGCGGAUCCUGGGUGAGGGGGGCACCCUCAGCUCAGAGGCGCAGCGCCAGCGCUUCAGGCAAUCCUGCUACCGAGACCCCGAGAGACCCCGAGAGUUUUGCAGCCGACUCCACCACCUCUGCCGUCUGUGGCUGGAGCCAGAGAGACACACCAAGACUCAGAUCCUGGAUUUAGUGGUCCUGGAGCAGCUCCUGGCCGUCCUCCCUGCGGAGACAGAGAACUGGGUGAAGGAAUGCGGAGUGGAGACCAGUUCCCAGGCAGUGGCCCCGGCAGAAGUUUUCCUCUGGAGUCAGGCAGAGGAGAAGCAAGGAGAGCAGCAGGGGAAGGACUCAGUCACGAUCUGGAAUCUGAUUGCAAAAUACCGCCUGGCCUCCAGGCAGAAUCUCGUGGAACUUUCAGGGGAUACUUUGGCCGUCUUGGGAGCCGCCUCAGAUCACAAGUCCAAGAUGGCCAAGCAAGACUCGGUUGGCUCUCAGGCAGGAGAAGAACCUAGUGCAACCCAGGCUGGGAGCAGUGGCGGAUCCUGGGAAAGAACCACGCCGGAGAUCCUGGAUGAGGAAUAUGCCCUCAGCGUCGAUGCACGGAGACAGCAUUUCAGGGAGUUCCAGUACAGGGAAGCUGAGGGACCUCAGGAGGUUUGCAGCCGACUCCACCAUCUUUGCCAUCAGUGGCUGAAGCCGGAGAGACACACCAAGGCUCAGAUCCUGGACCUGGUGAUCCUGGAGCAGUUCCUGGCUGUCCUACCCCCGGAGAUGGAGAACUGGGUCAGGGAAUGUGGAGCGGAGACCAGUUCUCAGGCGGUGGCCCUGGCUGAAGGUUUCCUCCUGAGUCAGGCGGAGGAGAAGAAGCAGAAAGGGCUGCAGGACCUAUUUUCGGAAGAGGCCGUGGACUUUACUGAGGCAGAGAAGGCUCCAUCAGACUCCGGGCAGAUCAAACAGGAGGAAGGUAGAGGUGUCACAUCACUGGGAGAUGGACGCAGCAGGAUGCGGGCAAUAUGUUGCGGUUCGUCUCUUCCUUGCGGUGGAGUGGAAAUUGCAUCUGUGCGGCUGGAUCAGGUGACUUUUGAGGAUGUAGCUGUAUACUUCGCAGAAGAGGAGUGGAGACUGCUGGAUCCAGACCAAAGGGUCCUUCACAAGGAAGUCAUGGAGGAGAACUGGGGGGUUGUUGCUUCUCUGGAGCGACAAGACUCUGGUGACCCCCAGGCUUCAGGAGACCUUCAUGCCACCCAGGCUGGGAGCAGUGAGGAAUUCUGGGAAAGAACCGUGCAGAAGAUCCUAGGUGAAAAGCAGGAUGGAGGAGAAUCAAACAUGGCGCUGUUGGAAAGUUAUGGAUGCAAAGAGGAGGAAGAACAGAGAGCAAGACCUGAGCUAAAACAGAAGAGCAGGAACGAAUUCUCUGCUUCUCAGGAAGGUGACAUCUGUGAGAUCCCAGCUGAAGAGAACCUUAACAGCAGAAAAGAAAGCAGUCAGUGUCCCGUGUGUGGCAAAAUGUUCAAAUGGAAAUCGAGCCUUUAUACCCACUCUAAGCUCCACACAGGGGAGAAGCCAUUCAAGUGUUCUGAGUGUGGAAAGAGCUUCAGUCAGAAGUCAACCCUCACAACUCAUCAAAGAAUCCACACCGGGGUGAAACCAUUUCAAUGUUCCGAAUGUGGAAAGAGCUACAGUAGAAAUUCAAGCCUUACUGCUCAUCAGAGAAUCCACACAGGGGAGAAACCGUAUGUAUGCCCGGAGUGUGGAGAAAGCUUCAGUGAGAAGAGAAAUCUCACUGUUCAUCAAGGAACUCACACAGGGGGGAAGCCAUUUCAGUGCUUGGAUUGUGGAAAGAGCUUCAGUCAGAUAUCAAGUGUAAGCAGACAUCAAAGAAUACACACUGGUGAGAAACCCUAUAUAUGCUCAGAGUGUGGGAAAAGCUUCAAUCAGAAAAGAAAUUUGACUGUUCAUCAAGGAACUCAUACAGGGGAGAAACUAUUUAAAUGCUCGGAGUGUGGAAAGAGCUUUAAUAGGAGAGACCGGCUUAUUUUACAUAAUAAAAUCCACAGAGGGGAGAAACCAUUUAAAUGCUUGGAGUGCGGAAAGAGCUUCAAUCAAAGCUCAAGCUUUACUUCACACCAAAGAAUUCACACUGGAGAAAAACCUUUCAAAUGCUUGGAGUGCGGAAAAAGCUUCCGUUGGUCUAGCGUCUUGACUUUACACCAGCGAAUUCACACAGAUAAGAAACCGUAUAGCUGCUUGGAGUGCGGGAAAAGCUUCAGGCAGAAGAGCAGUCUCACAGCACACGAAGGAAUCCAUACUGGGCAGAAACCAUUUAAAUGUUUGGAGUGCGGAAAGAGCUUCAGUCAAAAGAUUCACCUCACUUGCCAUCAGGGAACGCACACAGGAGAGAAACCAUUUAAAUGCUUGAAAUGUGGAAAGAGCUUUCGUUGGGCUACCUCUCUUACUUUACAUCAGAGAACCCACACAAGGGAGAGACCGUACACAUGCUUGGAGUGCGGAAAGAGCUUCAGUCAAAAAACCCAUCUCACUUAUCAUCAAGGGACUCACACAGGGGAGAAACUAUUUAAAUGCCUGGAAUGUGGAAAGAGCUUUUGCUGGGCUAUUUCUCUUACUUUACACCAACAAAUGCACACAGGGAAGAAAGCGUAUACUUGCCUGAAGUGCGGAAAGAGCUUCAGGAAGAACUCCAACCUUAGAUCACACCAAAUAACUCACACAGCAGAGAAACCAUUCAAAUGCUUGGAGUGUGGAAAAAGCUUCCGUUGGAACAACUCUCUUACAUUACACCAACGUGUUCACACCGGGGAGAAGCCAUAUGAGUGCUUGGAGUGUGGAAGGAGCUUCAAUAGGAAAUCCACCUUUAUAUUACAUCAGAGAAUCCACACAGGGGAGAAGCCCUUUAAAUGCCCGGACUGUGGAAAGAGUUUUAUUCGGAGAGACUCCCUCAUUUCACAUCAACACAUCCACACAGGACAGAAGCCCUUUAAAUGCUUGGAGUGCGGAAAGAGUUUCAAUCACAGCUCAAGCUUCACUUUACACCAAAGAAUUCACACAGGUGAGAGACCACAUAAAUGCUUGGAGUGUGGAAGGAGUUUUAACAGGAGAGGAACACUUAAAUUACAUCAAAGAAUCCACACAGGGGAGAAACCUUUUAAAUGUCUGGAGUGUGGAAAGAGCUAUAUUAGGAAAGACUCCCUUAUUUUACAUCAGAGAAUCCACUCGGGGGAAAAGCCCUUUAGAUGCCUGGAGUGUGGAAAUAGCUUUAUUAGAAAGGACUGCCUUAUUUCACAUCAGCAUGUCCACACGGGGGAGAAGGCUUUUAAAUGUUUAGAGUGUGGAAGGAGCUUCAAUCACAGCUCAAGCUUCACCUUACACCAAAGAAGUCACACAGGAGAGAGACCGUAUAAAUGCUUGGAAUGUGGAAAGAGCUUUAACAGGAAAGGGAUCCUUAAAUUACACCUGAGAAUCCACACAGGGGAGAAACCCUUUAAAUGCAUAGAGUGCAGGAAAAGCUAUAUUAGGAAAGGGUCCCUUAUUUUACAUCAAGGCAUUCACAUGGAGGAGAAACCAUUUAAAUGUCUAGAGUGUGGAAAGAGCUUUGCUAGGAAAGACUGCUUUAUUUCACAUCAAAACAUUCACACAGGUGAGAAGCCAUAUAAAUGUCUGCUGUGUGGCAAGAGCUUCAAUCACAGCUCAAGUUUUACAUCACACCAACAAACUCACACAGAAGAGAGACCACAUAAAUGCUCGGAGUGCGGAAAGAGCUUUAACAGGAAAGGGACCCUUAUUUUACAUCAAAGAAUCCACACAGGGGAGAAACCUUUUAAAUGCCUGGUGUGUGGAAAGAGCUAUAUUAGGGAAAGCUCCCUUAUUUCACAUCAGAGAAUACACACAGAAGAGAAACUUUGAAUGUUUGGAGCGCAGAAAGAGCUUCAAUCACGGGUCAAGCUUUUUAUCACACCAAAGAAUUCAAAUGUGUGGAAUACAUAAAGAGCUUCAGGAAGAGCAGGGACCUCAGUAGAUGUAUGCUCAGACUGUAGCAUGAUUUGUCACCACAGAGACAGCCUUAGAAAUCAUCAGAGUCUGCGCAUAGAGGAGCAACUAUAUACGUGCAGGCUUGGAAUGUAGGAAUGUCAUCUAUGAGCAAGCAGAAUAAAAGGGUCAAAUCACAUCGAAGAGUCCACCCAAUGGUGAAACCACGAAACUGAAGUGUGGAAAGAAAAUAUAAAUAAAUCUUCACACAGGGAGGAAGUGUCUAAAGAAAGAAGACUACUGCUUUUCUGACCAAUCACACUUUUAUAGCACACACAAACAUGAGACUGACAGUAUAAAUGUUCAGAUAUCUAUGAUUCCAAACAUGGUAUGUGGGGAAAGUGAUUAGGGCCAUCAUCUUAACGAGUACAAUGUUGUGAUUAGGCAUUUUCCUUGCCACAUUUUGUGAAUGAAUCAUGAUGCAGUAGUCAUAAAGGUCUUCGCCAACAUGG